This is a messenger RNA of Zootermopsis nevadensis, 3605 nucleotides long. The record is from RefSeq and is a predicted model, not a curated record. NCBI's taxonomy places the organism in Eukaryota, Metazoa, Arthropoda, Insecta, Blattodea, Termopsidae.
AAGUAACUGUUUUCAUGUGUUCGUGUCACUUGUCGAAAAGUUCGGUCUCUGUCUAAUUUCUUCUACGUUUUGAAAAUACCAUCUCUUUUGACUGCUUUGUCGUAUGGGUUUUCUAAUCUUACGACUAGUGAUGGGUUGAGUAUGCUGUUGCAUAAAUGGGUAGUAUUGUCAUUGGGUUUGAUUGUUAUAUCAGUAAUAGUAGUGGGUUGAGUAGGUCAUCUUUUAGCCCACUGCAGUUGUAGAGAGGCGAAGGGGUAUGUGUAUCGUGAAACAUUUUUAAUUCUGGUGGUGCGUUAUAGGUAGUGCAUGCUAUUACGUCUUUACUUUCUCUGUGAAACUUGUGCAUGUUAUGUAUGCCCACUUCCAAAUGCACUGCUGAUUCUUGUUUAAAUCAGUCCUUAACAAAUGAAUAGUCAGUGGCUUUUUACAUUGCACCCAUUUCAAAAUUCAGGAUCUCCUUGAUGUGGGUUAUGAAAUAUUGUUUGAGAAAGAAUUAUGGAUUAAAUACGAUCGUUUUUAGGCUGCCCUGAGUUCAGAUAUUGGCUUAGACACUUUCCUGAUAGGUUUUAGUAUCUUUUUUUCAGUCCAUGCAGGCAAAUGCUGGGAAAACAGUAGUAUUAACACAUUUUCAUAUUCAUUAGUCACUCUUCACAUUUGUUUAAUGAUGUGCAUCCUGAGUUUUAUAUAAUAAAUAUAAUCAGACAUUUGGUUGAUGUAUAAAAUCAUGCAUACAAACAACUGUUUACACUGGACAGUAUGCAAGGUUUUAAGAUUUGGCUGCUGUUUACCAUUCAUAGUCAGGAUGAUCUUAACAGUGAUCUGCAAACUGUGAUUGCCGUUGUUUAUCUAGUGUUAAAUAUCUGUUCAGUAUGCCUGUUGCAGUGAGCAUUCAUGUAGAAUACAGAUUUGCAGAUUCUGAUUAUUUUUUGCACACGUAAGUGCUAAAGGUAGUUAUGCUACUCAUAAUAUUGAACUUUCAUUGUAAAAGAAAAUGCUAAAAGAAUUUCAAACAUUGUGUAAUACCAGUGAGUGAGAUUUGUGAAAGGAAACUACAUCUGCACUAAUUUUGAUGCAGUUGACUUGGCUUCAACCACCUCCAGAGUGUUUGUGUUAGUGUACUAAUCAUGAAUUACAGUGAGUCAUCUGGACCUUACCUAUUGCUGUAUAUUUUGAACUUUCAAGAAUUAAAUUAGCUUUCAUAUCUUGGAGGACAGGAGGAUUUCAAAAGUAGUAAAAGUAGGGCACCUCCACCAGAGACCUGAAUGUGGGGUACGACUGUCGUGCUAAUUAAGAUUUGAUAUUAUCUGCCAUUUUGUUUCUGUACUAUCAUUGGGCAUAAAUGUGAAAUUUGGGAUGAGAACUAUGUGUUUGCUUGCUGAGGGUAAGAUAACUUGAAAUGCUGAUAAAGAAAGUUUUAUUAAACAUCGUAUGGUUGGUAGAAAAUAAUCCUGGCAAAUGGCUAGGAAACCAUUGUUGAUUGUUGAACUUGAAAUGUUUCCAAAGAUUGUGAAGUGGAAAGGCUACUUCAGCCUUUGAAUGCGAUGUGUGUGGUAAAUAAAGUGAAGUGUAUAAGAAGUAGAACUGAAUUUUGUUCCAUUGAUUUAGCAAUGUAAUAAUCACGUUUGUACAGCAAAAGUGUUUAUGAUUAAAUAAAGCAGUGACCCAUUGUUCAAGUAGUAAUAAAUAGACAGUUGUAAAAGAGAGACCUCUAAUUAUUUAUUUGUUAAUCUGAAAAAUGUUUUGGCUUUUUACACAGGUGGAGACAGUAAUAAGGUCGACAGGAUGGGUGGACGGCCAGUACAGAUAGUUGUUAAUAGAAACGGUUCUUUUGAACUGGAUGAAAAAGUGUUGGAAAACAUUCUUCUACAGGACCAUAUCAAAGACAAAAAUGUAGUGGUUGUCUCAGUAGCUGGUGCCUUCGGGAGGGGAAAGUCAUUCCUCCUCAACUUUCUUCUCCGAUAUUUGGAGGCAAAGGGAAGGCAAGAUUGGAUGGGCAACGAAGAUGAACCUCUUCAAGGAUUCUCUUGGGAAGUUGGUUCUGAAAGACACACCACUGGUAUUCUCAUUUGGUCCGAAGUUUUUGUUGUUGAUUUACCAAAUCGAGAACAGGUUGCUGUUAUUCUUAUGGACACUCAAGGAGCCUUCAGCAAGGAAAGUUCAAUGCAGGAAUGUACCAUAGUGUUCGCAUUGAGCACAUUGUUAAGUUCCGUCCAGAUUUACAAUCUCAUGAACAACAUACAAGAGAAUCAUUUGCAGUACCUUGAGCUUUUCGCUGAUUAUGGUAAGAAGAUGGUAGAAGAUUCUAACGAGAAACCAUUCCAAAAACUUCAGUUCCUCGUGAGGGAUUGGAGUUACCCAUAUGAAGCAGACUAUGGAGAUGAGGGAGGAGAAAUAAUUUUGAAUAGAAUGUUCGAGGAAUCAGGUGACCCAACGAGUGCUCCUAAUUUAUUAAGGAAGCACUUGAAAUCAUGUUUUUUGGACAUGUGCUGUUUCUUGAUGCCUCAUCCAGGAACCACAGUGACAACAAAUCCAGAAUUUGAUGGAAAAUUAUCAGACAUUGGGACAGACUUCAAGAAACAGCUUCAAAAGUUGGUUCCAAUGAUGCUGGCCCCCGAAAACUUAGUUGUAAAAGAAAUUGGAGGUCAGAGAGUGACGGCGAAGGAGUUGCUGCAAUAUUUCAAAUCAUAUCUUGAAAUUUACAAGGGGGAUGAGCUACCUGAACCCAAAUCCAUUUUGGUUGCUACAGCUGAAGUUCACAAUCUGACAGCAGUAGCAGAAGCCACGGAAACUUACACAAUGUUGAUGGAGGGGGUAUGUGGUGGUGCCAAGCCACAUCUCAGCCGUGCCAAACUUAAAGCUGAACAUCGGAAAUGUAAAAAUGCAGCUUUAAUUGAGUUUCAAAAUAAACCCAAAAUAGGAGGAAUGAUUUUAGCUGAACCGUAUAAGAAGAAGUUAGAAGAGGAGCUGGAACGUCUGUAUGAACACUACAAAGAGAACAAUGAAAGUAAAAGCAUAUUCAAGGCUGUAAGAAGUCUGUUUUAUUCCUUAAAACAACUGUGAUAUUUUGCGUUUUAUCAGAGAUCUUUGGCAUUACUGGAAUGUAUUUUUUGGCAAUCUUCUGAUGGGUGUGGCAUUGCUGAGCUUUGGAGUAUGGGCAUAUAUCAAGUAUGUCAUUAGAUCUUCUUCUGGAACAAAACUGAUUUUAUUUGUCAAAAUGUUAACAGUACAAAGUAAUAGGAAACCAAAACACUCUUGACUGCAAGCACCACUACGACAACUUAAUUUUGUAAUUAUUUAAUUUGUUUAUUGUUUUUUGUUAAUUAUGGGGCAUCCAUACAGAUUCAGGAUGUUAAAUUUACUCUUAAGCAUUAAGUAUCUUUAGAUUCAGUAGGGCAUACAUGCUGUACGGUUUGUAAUGCGGAGAUAAAAAUUUCUUCAUUUACUAAUUAAAAUAACAAAGGUUUUAUUUGUUAAAAUGUUAUCAGUACAAAGUAAUAUUAAGCCAAACACUCUUGACUGCAAGCACCACUACAAAGAAUUAAUUUUUUAAUUAUUUAAUUCUUAAUCAUUAAUUGUUUUUUGAAUAAAAAUUUUCUUGGAUAUUA